AAUAACUUGUUGUUUUUUUUAAAUUCAAGUAUAACACUCAUUUAAAAAGCAGUUUAGAUAAGAGAUAAAGUUUUAAAAUAAAAAUAAUUUUUUGUUGAUAAAGUAUUUUUUUUUAAAAAUCAAGCAAGGCCAUAACCCAAUUGGUCUUGUCAUCAUGGUCCACUUUCUGCCAAAAUAUUUUAUAAAGAAUAUGGGAUACUCCUGCAACUUGCUAUGUAAGUUAUAAUUUUUUUUUAUAUUAUUAUCAGAAUUAAAUUGCUGCGUGAAUUGAGUUGGGUGUCUGCGUGGGUGUCAGCGUGCGUGUCUGUGUGGGUGUCUGCGUAGGUGUCUGUGUGGGUGUCUGUGUGGGUGCCUGUGUGGGUGCCUGACUGGGUGACUGAGUGGGUGCAUGUGUGGGGGUCUGUGUAGGUGUUUGUGUUGGUGUCUGUGUAGGUGCCUGUGUGGGUGUCUGUGUGGGUUUCCGUGUGGGUGGCUGUUUGGUGCAUACUUGGGUGUCUGUGUGGGUGUCUGUAUGCACCGUGAAGGGUUACGGAUGAUGUUAUGCGUUAUGCAUUAUGUAUUAUGUAUUAUGUGAAGAAUUACGUGGCUUUUUGUGAUAGCAAUGCAAAUUCCAAUAUGUAAAAUAUGUUCUUUUAUUUGGUAGUAAAUGUCAGCCUUGUGUUUUAUGUGUUGUAUUGAGCGAAUUUUUAUAUCAAGAUUGUUUGUACAUGUACUAGCCAUAGCAAGAUUGCUUGACAGACUCACGACAUCAUGUCCUAUCAUUCCAGUGCUCAUCUUGGCCACUAUGAUGAACCCCACGCUGCAGUGUCGGGGGAUUCUGAGCUCCCGCCUGAGCGACGACGUGGACAGCAGCUGUGAGCGCAUCUCCGACUUCGCCACCUGUCUCGCAGCCAAGCACGCUGCUAUGGAUUCACCCUUUGGAGCAGACAUGCCGAAACUCAUUGCCGAGGCUUUGUCCAACAUCACCAAGAGUGCCUGUGGUUUCGAGUGCGCUAUCAGAACCGAUGCAGGCGAACAGGAACACGCAACGCCGUAUCUGCUAGCGCUGGGACCUGCUUUGAAGAUAUGCGCGUUCAAUCAUAUACUGCAGGUCAACAUCAACCCGGGCAAGGCGUGCGAUAAUCUGCCCGACCUGGUCGUGUGUUUUCUCGUCAAGUCCCGGAUCAGAACGUCACGUGAAGCCAUCGAACUGGGAACACACAUCAUGGCUCACGUCAUACAGGCCAAGUUUGGCGUCACGUGUGACAGGUCGUUCAGUACUAGAAGAAUCCAAAAGAAAUGUCCAAAAAGGCCAAAAAGAUAUUAACUUCUUAAAAGUCGUGACCUGGGAUUGUGAUAUUCAGAGCCGAGCGACACGUGAAAAUAUCCGAAUUCCUCUAUCCCCAUACCCCAAUGUCUCCAACCCCCAUAUCCCAAUGCCUCUAUCCCCAUUUCAAUGUCUCUAUCCCGCAUAUCCCGAUUUCUCUAUCCCCCUAUAUUCCAAUGUCUCUAUGCCCAGAUAUCCCAACAUCGCUAUAUCCUGUAUCCCAAAAUGUCUACCCCCAUUCCCUGCAGCUUUACCUUGUGUAACAACAUUACCCAAUGUCCCUUAUGUCAUUUUUUUUUCUUCCUGCUAUUAAAAACAUGCCUAUUUUGAAAGAUAUACAAUACACAAACACACUUGCAGGCAUUCCAUUUGUUGAAAAUGUAAGACACACCAGGGUGUUCGACUGCUCAAGGCAUUUCAGUUUUGACCCCCUGAACAUUCUUGCUACUGUCCAUCACAUUCUGUCUACUUAUAAACUUACUCUUAGUUAAAUGUGCACACUUCGUUUUGUUUAAAUUUUCGAUUAUUACCAAAAGUAUUUGAUUUAUUUUAACCCAACAUUGACACGUCAUUGGUUUUAUGUAUGCCACUGGUUGCCGCGUUUCAUUUUCUUCUGGCUCUAUCCAAGUCUCCCAGUUAUCUGCGUGGUUCUCUGCAUGUUCACAUGAUCUCACCUUUAUCUAUAUGCUGCAUAAUAUACGACUGUUUUUUCAAUCAUCCUAUUAAUGUAAAUAUGUGACAGUUUUCCAAUCAUCCUAUUAAUGUAAAUAUGUGACUGUUUUCCAAUCAUCCUAUUAAUGUAAAUUUGUGACUCUUUUUCAAUCAUCCUAUUAAUGUAAAUAUGUGACUGUUUUCCAAUCAUCCUAUUAAUGUAAAUAUGUGACUGUUAUCCAAUCAUCCUAUUAAUGUAAAUAUGUGACUGUUUUCCAAUCAUCCUAUUAAUGUAAAUACGUGACUGUUUUCCAAUCAUCCUGUUAAUGUAGAUAUGCGAGGUAAAACUACUUCAUUCAUAGAAAGGCAGCAACGCACUAACUUCACCAAAACUCUAUUCGUGUUCUUCUUACAUGAGAAGCAAAACUCUUCAUAUUUUUAAUGUGUGAUAUUAAAUUUCACUUCCAUCGCCAACACAUUGCAUCGCAAGUAUUUUAAAAUGUGUAUUAAAGCCUUCACAUCAAAUGCCUCAGUCUUGCAGACCUUCGAGUUUUUCAUAUGCGUAAAGAUUUCAAAUAUGUAUGGAUAUUUUAGAGAGACCCACAAAAAUAAUUUGUUAUGAUGCUAGUAGAUUUGGUUCAGCCUUUGGAGUAUGUCAUUAAGGUCUAAUGGCCCUUCGGUUCAGUUGCGACUUCUGGUCUAAGACAUACUAGUCUUAUUAAGAUUCACUUGUCGCUCACACGGUCCUUCACUGGUGUACAUGACAGGGAAUUGGUAUCCAGCGUCAGCAUACAAUCUAUAAAUAGGCUAUCUAGAGUCUUCCAGCAAUCUAUAAAUCGGCUAUCCAGUGUCUGCCUUCAAGCUAUGCAUUGGCUAUCCAGUGCUUGACUUCAAUCUACAAAUUGGCUAUCCAGUGUCUGCCUUCAAGCUAUGCAUUGGCAAUCUAGUGUCUGCCUUCAAGCU
Lymnaea stagnalis (great pond snail) is the source of this 2920-nucleotide messenger RNA. NCBI's taxonomy places the organism in Eukaryota, Metazoa, Mollusca, Gastropoda, Lymnaeidae. The record is from the annotation of a GenBank genome assembly.